AUGGGCAAAAAAGCAGCGUCUCCCGCCUAUGUCCUAGGUGUAGGAAUGACCAAAUUUAUCAAACCUCGGGGCAAGGUUGACUAUCAUGAGCUGGGUUUUGAGGCUGGUGUCAAGGCCAUGCUGGAUGCCCACAUCAACUACGAUGAUGUUGAGCAAGGGGUUGCGUGCUACGUCUAUGGUGACAGUACCUGCGGCCAGCGUGUGUUUUAUCAGUUCGGUCUGACACAGAUUCCCAUUUACAAUGUUAACAACAACUGUUCAACGGGCUCCACUGGCUUGGCGAUGGCCCGUACGAUGGUCUCUCACGGGGCCGCUGACUGUGUUCUUGUUGUCGGUUUCGAAAAAAUGAGUCCUGGAAGCCUUCAGUCGGUUUACAAUGACCGAGAGAACCCCACAGGCUUGUUUGGAAUGAUGAUGGCUGAGACCAGGGGAGUCACAAACGCCCCCGGGGCGGCUCAGAUGUUUGGCAACGCUGGUCGGGAGUAUAUAGAGAAGUAUGGGGCGAAAAACGAAGACUUCGCCGAGAUAGGCCGCAUCAAUCACGAGCAUUCCAAGCGCAACCCGUACUCGCAGUUUCAGACCGAAUACACCCUUGAGCAGGUUCUCAAGGCGCCCAUGAUUCACGAACCACUCACUAAGCUGCAGUGCUGCCCGACGUCGGAUGGCGCCGCUGCCGCAGUUAUCGUUUCCCAAGAAUUCCUGGAUGCUCGGCCGCAUCUCAAGGACCAGGCAAUCUUGAUUGCGGGCCAGCAACUGGCCACCGAUAAUAACACCCUAUACAACCGAAGCUCGAUCGACCUGAUGGGUUUCGGAAUGACCCGCAAUGCUUGCCGAGCAGCUGUUAAGGAAGCAGGCGUGAACGUGAAGGAUAUCAAGGUGUGCGAGUUGCACGACUGCUUUUCCGCCAAUGAGAUGAUAACAAUCGACGCACUCGAGCUCUCCGAGCCCGGUAAGGCGCACGAGAUGGUUCGUCGGGGCGACAUCACUUAUGGAGGGAAGAUGGUGAUCAAUCCAUCGGGUGGCCUCAUUUCAAAGGGCCAUCCUCUGGGAGCGACGGGUCUUGCGCAGUGCGCGGAACUGGUGUGGCACUUGCGUGGUUGGGCAAACAACCGGUUGAUCGAUGGAACGGAUGCCGCCCUGCAACACAACCUGGGUCUGGGAGGCGCGGUUGUGGUGACUGUCUACAAGCGAGCAGAUGGAAAAAUUGCGACGUCCGUACCGUCAGACGCUGUUGGAAAGAUCACCGGUCUCGGCUACAACCCGGCUGUUGAAGCCAAGGGCUUUACAGCUGAACAGGCCAAGACGGUUUUGAGUAAGAACCACAGCAGCGAGUGGGCACUAUCCGACACCCAGGACAGGGUUCUCGCUCGUUUCUAG
Aspergillus bombycis is the source of this 1377-nucleotide messenger RNA. RefSeq names its product putative sterol carrier protein. The record is from RefSeq and is a predicted model, not a curated record. Lineage: Eukaryota; Fungi; Ascomycota; Eurotiomycetes; Eurotiales; Aspergillaceae. The transcript is spliced from 2 exons. Bases 1 to 1377 code for a protein of 458 amino acids. Gene Ontology annotation, molecular function: acyltransferase activity, transferring groups other than amino-acyl groups.